This is a messenger RNA of Helobdella robusta, 324 nucleotides long. RefSeq lists its product as hypothetical. The annotation marks the transcript as partial. Gene Ontology annotation, biological process: regulation of membrane lipid distribution; plasma membrane organization; phospholipid homeostasis. Lineage: Eukaryota; Metazoa; Annelida; Clitellata; Rhynchobdellida; Glossiphoniidae. The record is from RefSeq and is a predicted model, not a curated record. Gene Ontology annotation, cellular component: plasma membrane. The transcript has 2 exons.
UUCACGUACAACAUUGUUGCCAGUCGAUGUGUCGCGUACACAGUUGUUGCGCUGUUAUCUGAAGUUAACACCAUCUUUCUACAUUCCAGGAAACUGCUUCAAAUGCACAAAUGUCCAUUCGACCAUUGGAUCUACAGGCUGAACGCGCUUUUGAACCUGGUAACUUUCGUCUGCUGUCGAUUUCUCUGUAACGCCUGGAUCACUUACGGCAUGUUGGCGACCCGCCAGCGAGUGUCCAUCUUCUACUUCUGGAUACUGGCGGCCGCAAUGUUCGUCAUGUGGGUCACUAACGUCAUGCUCUUCUGGAGAUUGGUGCAGAGUGAC